UCCCCCAGAUCUCACUCCUCGACUCUCCCCGUCCUACUCCUCUUCCCCGGCCGUCAUGGAGGACGCCGCGAACCCCAACCAGACAUCUUCCACCUCCGCGGCCGCCGCCGCCGCUGCGGCGGCUCAGCACCAGCAGCUCCAGCGCCAGCUCUUCCUCAUGCAGCAGGCACAGGCGCAGGCGCAGGCUCAGGCCCAGUCCCACCCGCCGGCGCAGCAGCUGUCUCAGCAGGCCAUGUCCCGCUUCCCCUCCAACAUCGACGCUCACCUCCGCCCCCUUGGGCCGCACCGCUUCCAGCAGCCACCGCCAUCGCAACCCCAGCCCCAGCCGCAUUCGCAGGGCCCAUCGCAACCGCAACCGCAGUCACAGCCGCAGGCGCCUCCGCAGCAACAGCUGGCGGCACAGGCUAGGGGCCGGAGCCCCGAGGUGGAGAUGGCGCUUCAGGACGCCAUGCGGGUCUGCAACCCGGACAUCAAGACGCCUUUCCAGUCCCUCGAGGACGCCGUCAGCAGGUUGUUGCCUUACCAUGUUGUUGCCGACUACGAGGCUGAAGAAGAUGACAGGAUCCUUGACAGUGAUGCAACUGGCCAGAUUCCUUCUCGCCUGCAGCAAUGGGAUCAUAACAUUCUGGUAAAGAUUGCUGAGUUUACAACAACUUUUGAGAAGCAAGUGUUGGCAUACAACAUAAUGACCAAGAAAAGGGCCAUUGGCGAGUUUCGAUCGGAGGAGCGACUCAUGCUAGAGCAAGCUUUGUUACAGGAGGAGAAGCAGGCUAUGAUGGAACUAAGAGCAGAGAUAGAAUCUAGGGAGAAAGCAGGUCGUGAGGCUGCUGAAGCUAAGAUGCGCAUGGCAAUGGCUGAGCAGGCUCGAGUGGAGGCCCAAGCACACUCUGAUAUGAUUGGUCAGGGCCCUUUGAGGUCCAAUGCUGCAGCAUCCCAAGGCGAUGAUGGCCCUAGCCAUGACAUGGUGCAAGAACAGGGUGAAGAAGGAUGGGAAAAUGCUCAAAGGGAUGGUGAUGAUCCGUCCGAGGAUUUCCUCAAUGACGAGAAUGAACCAGAGAAUGGAAACUCUGAUAUGCAAGAGGACUGGCGUCGAUCGGGGGAAUUUGAUCUAAACUCUAGAUAAGACAGGUGAAGUGGCGUAGAUUGAGGAGCACAUUCAAAACUUGGAGAUAAGGCCUGGUGAUGCAUCGGCUUGCAACUUAUCUCCAGUCUGAAAGAUACUCCCUCCGUUCCUAAAUUCUUGUUGUGGUUUGAGUUCAAGUUUGAACUCUUGAACUCAAACCAUGACAAGAAUUUAGGAACAGAGGGAGUAUAAUUUAUCGUGUGUAUGUGGCUGUAAACAGGUAGUUGCAAACAAGUUAGCUGCUCAUGUUUCUGACAAUGUAUAGAAUGUUGCAUCUGUAUGAUGUAAAGCUAAAUUGUGGAUGGGCUUCGACAAUCUCAAGUUUAAAUGUUACUUGCACUCGUAUUCCUGAUUGCAGAAA
This is a messenger RNA of Brachypodium distachyon (stiff brome), 1484 nucleotides long. RefSeq names its product general transcriptional corepressor CYC8. NCBI's taxonomy places the organism in Eukaryota, Viridiplantae, Streptophyta, Magnoliopsida, Poales, Poaceae. The record is from RefSeq and is a predicted model, not a curated record. Bases 56 to 1123 code for a protein of 355 amino acids. Gene Ontology annotation, cellular component: SWI/SNF complex. Gene Ontology annotation, biological process: positive regulation of DNA-templated transcription. The transcript has 2 exons.